UCGUCUGCCCGACUCAGCCCAGUCGUCGUCUGCUAGAGCUAGUUGUGGCUGUCCAGUGUUUGUGAGCCAGUUUGUUCGUGGACAGUAAAAAUUUGGUAGGAAGUAUUCGAAAAAAAAUAUUUCUGUUUAUUGAUUAGACAGAAAAGGCAUAACACAUUAAAAUAAAAUAACAUUAAUAAGUACAAGAGUUACGGAAGUGGGACAUUUUGGACAAAUAACAUUUGAGUACAUUACGUAGUUAGUAUAGUCAGCCUGUUCUUAAAUUGAUUUUUAUUCAGUCCAUAUUGAAGCACAUUAAAUUUGCAAUUAAUAUUAAAAUAAAUUGUCCAUAGUAAUUUAAAAACAAAAUGAUGAGUAAUUCUCAAACUCCGUGUGUCUUCUGUGACAUAAUACAGACCAAUGACAGCUCAAAAAUAAUAUAUGCAGAUGAUGAGCUGGUGGUGUUCCCUGAUAUAAAACCUGCAGCUCCUCAUCACUACUUGGUUGUGCCUAAGAGCCAUUUGUUGAAUGCCAAACAGCUCGGUCCUGAACAUAAGCCGUUGGUGGAGAAUAUGAUAGAAACAGCAAAACGGAUUCUUGAAGAAAAAGGAUGUGAUCUGGCCAAUGCAAGUCUAGGAUUUCAUUGGCCACCCUUCAAUAUGAUAUCCCACCUCCACCUCCACGCUAUAGCCCCUCAGUCGGAGAUGGGGUUUGCAGCCAAACUCAUGUUCCGACCUGAUUCUUGGUGGUUUGUCACUCCUCAGUACGUGCUGUCUCGGCUGUGAUUCUACUCUCUCUGAUCUGGUCUUAAGUAGCUGGGAAUUAUUAAUAUAGCCUAGACUGUAGACAUUAGAGAAUAGGGUUUCUUGUAGAUGCCCUCCUUGAAUAGCUCCUGCCACCUGGCUCCGUACGGGUACUCGAACUCUUCGGUGGCCGAGUACUUCAGGUGCGUGCUGAACCCGAUAGUCUACAACAGAGUUUUAUAUUUUGUUAUUCUCAAAUAUAUUGUUUAUAUUUUGUUACCAUUGUUUUUGCUUACUAUUCAUUAAAUAUAUGUGAUAUCUCUAA
Molecule: messenger RNA, 1047 nt
Organism: Homalodisca vitripennis (glassy-winged sharpshooter)
Lineage: Eukaryota; Metazoa; Arthropoda; Insecta; Hemiptera; Cicadellidae
Product: adenosine 5'-monophosphoramidase HINT3-like
Exons: 6
Coding region: 348-764 (138 amino acids)
Molecular function (GO): catalytic activity
Source: RefSeq, a predicted model, not a curated record